UUCCACCUUCGCUAAUAUGCACCAGCCUUUCAAUGUUUUUCCGCAUUUCGAGCGACAAUUUCAACAGAUCAACAAUACUAUUUUGUGUUAUUCGCUUUUGUGAGCUGAAAUGGGUAAAAUUACAAAUCCAAACGAAAACUUACGCAUUCCCAAGUGGAUAAGUGCCGACUAUUUUGAAAAAGUGUUGGAGAAAGAUGGAGAGGACUAUGCAGAGAUCUCUAAGUUUACAGCGGUUGCAGCCACACCUCCAGGCGAGAACUUCACUUCCGUUAUGUUGCGCAUUCACCUGGAUUUAGUUUUGAAAGAUGGCUCGAGAAAGCACAAAACGUACGUAAUGAAAACAAUGCUGGAUGACGAUUGCGGUGGCCGCGAAGUUCAAAAUUUGAAUUAUUUUCCAAAAGAAUUGGAAAUGUACGCCAAGUUCUUACCCGCUUUCGAGAAACUGUACAAGGAUGCUGGCAAGCCAGUGAAACUCGCUCCUCGUUGUUUACUUGCGGAAGCCAGAGAUAAUCGGAUUAACUUCGUAUUCGAGGACUUAACCCUCAAGGGCUUCGUAAACGCUGAUGGCAGAAAGGGCUUGAAUAUGGAUGGGAUGCGUCGAACGUUACAAAAGCUGGCGGAGUUUCUUGCUGCAUCAGUGGUAUAUUUCGAAAAGAAUGGACCCUAUCCCGAAAAUUUUAAAUUCAGCUUCGCUAAAGAAAAUGGUUACGAAUCGUUCAAGAGAGUUUUCGACGUAAAGGUUGUUCAAUUCAAAGAAGCGAUGGUAACGUGGGGCUUGAAAGAUGCUGACAAAUAUUUGAAAAAAUUUCCUACCUUUGAUCAGUAUUGGAAGUCUGUAACGCGUGGGUUCGCUACCGCAGAGAACUCGUUCAACGUGCUGAAUCACGCCGAUUGUUGGAGCAGUAAUGUGAUGUACUCGUAUCGAGAAAAUGGCAGAGUUGACGAUGCACUUCUGAUCGAUUAUCAAAUUUGUAAAUGGGGUAGUCCUGCUGAGGAUUUGCUAUUUCUGAUAACGAUUUCGGCGGCGAAAGAUAUUCGCAUUAGGGAAUGCGAGCAUUUUGUGGCCAUUUACCAUGAACAUCUUACGGAAUGCCUCGAAUUGCUGGGUUACAAAAAGGGUCUGCCGAAAUUGCGAGACUUGCAAAUGGAUAUGUACCGCGAGAAUAACAGUUUCUAUGCAUUUUUUGCAGUGUUCAAUCACUUGGCGAUGGUAUUAUACCCCACCGAUAAAGAUUGUAACAUGAAUUCACUUCUAAGUCCGAGCGAGGAGGCCCAGCGCUUUAGGCUGAAAAUUUACACAAGUCCGGCAUUCAAGGAGGCUAUGUUGGGCAUCCUGCCAUUUUAUCACAACCGUGGGCUAUUCAAUUUCUGUGAUUAUGAAUAUACAAAUAUUUACGUUGAAAUACGUCAACUGAUAGCGAGUCGAAGACGCAAUGCGACUGCCGGCCUCCAGUCACCGCUCAACAACGGUGGGCUACGAAGUCUGUCGAGAUUACUGCCAAAUACAGCAAUCAUGCCGGACAACAGCGGCAAAUUCAAUCCAAAUAUACAAUUGGAAAUACCCAAAUGGAUAAAUGCGAAAUAUUUUGAGAAGAUACUGCAUAAAGAGGAUACAAAUCUCCACAAAAUACUAAAAUUGACACCGAUCCCCGCUACACCGCCCGGUGAGAACUACACAUCGCUCAUGAUGCGCAUCCUAAUGGACAUUGAACUAAAAGAUGGCUACACACAACAGAAGUCGUACAUUGUAAAAACAACACUGGACGACGACAAAGGCGGCACACUUAUCAAUGCACUGAAUCUCUUUCCGAAAGAGAAACUCAUGUACGAGCGCAUUCUACCUCAGCUGGAGCAACUCUACCAUGACCUUGGCAAGAACGUGAUAUUCGCACCCAAAUGCCAAUGGAUCGAGCAAAAAUCCAGCCGCAUUACUAUUGUACUCGAAGAUCUGAACACAAAGAAAUUCCGCAACAUCAACAGACUCAAAGGCUUCGACAUGCCGCACAUGAAGCGUGUGCUGGAAAAGCUCGCCGAAUUCCAUGCAGCCAGCGUCAUAUGGCACGAGAAGCACGGCGCAUAUCCGGAUGAAUUUCAGAAAAGUUAUCUACCUGCCAACUAUCAAAAAUCGAAAUCUUAUCAGGCACGUGUACAAAGCUACAAGAUAGCUAUGGCGACGUGGGGCUUAGAAGAUUACGACAAAUAUGUGGAGCGCAUUCCAAAUGCCGAGCAAUUCGUCAAUGCAGCCAUGGGUUGCUUCAACUCAGAUCCCAACGAAUUCAAGGUGCUCAAUCAUGGCGACUUCUGGUCCAGCAAUAUAAUGCUGAACUACACCUCAAAUGGCGAAGUGAAUCAAAUACGCUUCGUAGAUUACCAGCUGUGCAAGUGGGGCAGCCCGGCACAGGAUCUAUGGGAACUGAUCGUAUGCUCGGUUGUGAGCAAUUUGCGCAUUUGGGAAUUCGAUCAUUUCAUACGAAUCUACCACACUCACCUACUUAAGUGCUUGAAGCUGCUCAAUUAUGGCAAACCGCUGCCCAAACUGAAUGAGCUGCAUAUAAGUAUGUUGAAGCAUGGCUUUUGGGGCUACAGCACAACCUUCACACAUUUGGUUCUAAUACUCCUGCCUUCGGAUAAAGAUGCCAGUCUAUUCAAGCUGAUUCAGCCGGGGGAGGAAGGCGACAAGUUCCGACACAAAGCCUAUACAAAUCCGCUCUAUGUGCGGGCUAUGUUGGAUAUAUUGCCAUUUUUAUAUAGGCGUGGCAUUUUAGACUUUCAAUAACUAGGCUUUUGAAAAACUACAAAAAUAUGCGGCUGACUGUGGAAUUUUACAAAAUUAGCAGAAACUCUGGUGGUGCCAAGGUUACAAAUGGAUACUGGAGUAGUUCUUGGCUAUGCGAAAUUUACGCCAAAAGAUGUAUAAAAUUUGUACUUAAAUAAAAUGUUCCAUGCUACGCUUCUCGUGACUUCGAUGACGUCAUCUGCAAGAAGGAUCGAAGAAAAAACUGGUUAAAUGGAGAGUAACGAAAUCGGGAUAGGGCUACUAAUAAUUUUAAUAUUUCUAUAACAUUUGUAAUUGACUAAUAAACAUUUUUAAUUCGAAAUAUUUCCAGUUGAAAUUCAUGUCAUUAAAUGAUCCAAAAAGUAUGGAAAUUUGGUAGCAGUUCCCUUGUGCCGCUGAAUAGGCCGCGAGACCACAAAAUGCUCCGAAAUUCAUCAGCAAUCACGA
Anastrepha ludens (Mexican fruit fly) is the source of this 3223-nucleotide messenger RNA. RefSeq lists its product as uncharacterized. The record is from RefSeq and is a predicted model, not a curated record. The transcript has 9 exons. NCBI's taxonomy places the organism in Eukaryota, Metazoa, Arthropoda, Insecta, Diptera, Tephritidae. The coding region runs from base 110 to 2776 and encodes 888 amino acids.